Zychaea mexicana is the source of this 1169-nucleotide messenger RNA. Its product is annotated as thioredoxin-like protein. Gene Ontology annotation, biological process: protein folding. Gene Ontology annotation, cellular component: cytoplasm. The transcript has 6 exons. Lineage: Eukaryota; Fungi; Mucoromycota; Mucoromycetes; Mucorales; Lichtheimiaceae. The coding region runs from base 170 to 901 and encodes 243 amino acids. The record is from RefSeq and is a predicted model, not a curated record.
CACGUUUGUACAUUAACAUAAGAAAGGGUGUCGAUGUAACUUUGUAUGGACGAUCAUGGUGCGCCACUAUACAUAUUUGAGUCAGAAAGUCCGCGGUGUCGGACUGCGCGCUUGAAUAUACACGCAGUAUUCUGGUUCUCUUUGAGCUUUUGAGAACUUGUCAAAUAUAAUGGACGAUCCCAACGCAGAUACAGAAUGGAACGACAUUCUUCGUGCUCGUGGAAUUAUCCCACCCAAAGAUGAACAAAGCAAGGAAGCCAUCGAGGACUUGUACGUCGAUGCCUUGAACGCACGCAAGAAAGAAGAAGAAAGUUUAGAAAACAAGACUCUAGAUGAGCUGGAUGAGUUGGAAGAUGAGCUUGACGACGAUCGUAUUAUUCUUGAGUAUAGAAAGCAGCGGCUACAAGAGAUGCAGAAAUUAGCAGAAAAGGACAAAUACGGUGAAGUGACUCAGAUUUCCAAACCAGACUUCGUCAAAGAGGUGACGGAGGCGAGUAAAGAGUGCUAUGUUGUUGUCCAUCUAUUUAAAGAUUAUAUUCCUGCGUGCAAGCUGAUGAACCAGCAUUUGGCUCAGCUUGCCAAAGAGUUCAAGUCUACCAAAUUCGUCAAGAUCAUCGGUGAUCAGUGUAUUCCCAACUACCCAGAUCGGAACGUUCCUACAUUGCUUGUGUAUGGCGAAGGCGAUAUUAAGGCAAAUAUUGUUGGCGCCGUUGCUUUUGGCGGAAUGAACAUGACCGUCUCUAGCAUCCGUGCACAGCUCGCAAAUGUUGGUGCCGUUCCUCCAGAAAAGAAGGAAGAUGAAGGCGACAAAAAGAAAAGAAGCAUUUAUAGUUCGGCAGCAACUGCCGCGUUAAGUAGCGAUGAGGAAGAAAGCGAUAAUGAUGACCGAGGAUAUUACUAGAUUGAUUUAAAAAAAAUCAAAAGCAAGUGGAUUUUGAUCAUGUGUACAGUAUUGUGCGUGUGUACUAGUGGCAUUCAACUAAUGUCGCUUGAUCCCAAAUUUUUUUCUUUGUGUCUUUAUACUCGGAUCAAACAAUUGAGAAGAAAAGAAGAUAAAGGGCAUCGCACGAUGAAUUAUAAGUUACUCAAUGUGACUAAAACAACUCUCAGAUUCUGCCACUUCAGAAGCUGCUAAGUACCACAUAAAUCUUCCACGGCUUUUAAAUAUG